CUCACGCCACUGAGUAGCCUACACCUUUGGAAGGAAUUUGUCUUCAAAUAGAAAUAUCCUGAUCUGGGGGAAUCGGUGGAAGCUCUGUGCCAUAACAUAGACAAGUGAAACUAAUCUCAGCAUGCUUCAUGCAACAGAACAGGAUGACCUAAUGUAAGAAUGUAGUGCAGUGGCAUGCAGCCUGAUGAAAAUCCCUGUGAUGAUGGAGACACCCAAAACUCCUAAAAUGUCAUGUCGGGUUAGUUUUAUUACACUUCUAGUACUGGAGUCCAGACUUUACCUGCUCCAUAACUCAACUGCGCCUGCGUCGUGCACCCCUCCCUGCUGGUUGCUAUGGUAACCAAAGUACGCACACGCGGCUACUUUCUACAGCAACUGGACUAAAGUACAAAACAACGCUAUGCUAGGUGAUGCAGUCUGUGGAGAUGGACGCAGAAGCCAGAACGGAGCCCGUUUCCUGUUCAGAGGCGACAGCAGACAGACACUUGCCUGAAAAGUCUCAGGAUAUUUCUCAUGUUUUGGAAACCCUUUUCAAAGACACUUACAGCAAAAAAGGAGACACUCCGAAUAACCUCAUCAAGACAAAAAGUGGCAAAAACAGCUAUCAUGACAGACACAUUGAAGAGCUUCAACAGGCUUAUGCAGCAUAUAAUGAAAGUAUGCAGGCAGUAGAUAUUCUGGAGAGUCAUAUUAUUCAGGCCCGAGCUAGGGCUGCAGAGAUUGAAGGCAAAGAGUAUGAGAAAAUGAAGGAAAACUUCUUAGAUUGCUUUAAUGACAGAAAAAGUCUUAUCACAGUACAAUCAGUAUUUCCACAAUGUGUUGACAAAGACCUUCUUGAAAUGAACAAGCUUAUCUCUCCAUGGGACUACUUAAGUGUUCUGAAGCCUAAACCAUUACUAGAGGCUCCAGGAAAGGUCAAACCAGAUCCAACAAAACCAACAGUCUCCUACUCUAGCCACAUUUCUCGGGAGCCACAAGAUGAUGGUUACACAUUCAUUCCUUGUUCUAUUAACACUCCACAUAAUUCAGACAGCAUUACAGUUGAUCCAAGUUCAGAUGAAGCUAAAAAUAAGAAGACAAUGUCUCGUGAGACGACAAAAAUGACCAAACCUAAACCAAAAUGGAAGGGUGGGCCAAGUGCCACAGAGCGGACUGAGGGACAGGACACUAUUCGAAAAAUUAAAGAUCGGCAAAACUUUCUACGCAAUCCACGGUUCCUUCCUCCAAAUGCUCAGAUGUCACAAAUGCAGACCGGGUUUGAACAAAAAGGGACAAGCAAAAGUGAUGAUCGUCUUCAGGUCUUCCAGGCGAACCCCCCAGUACUAUUUUUUGUUGAAUACACAGUUGGACAAGUAUAUGAGGCAACACUAGAGUUGAAAAACAUGAACUCUGCAAGCCGCCAUGUUCGUGUCAUUCCUCCAACCACUCCAUAUUUUUCUAUUGGCCUUGGGAGAUUCCCAGGUGAAGGUGGCAUUGUGGCUCCAGGCAUGAGCUGUAAGUACACCAUUCGCUUUGCUCCAGACUCGCUGGCAGAUUUUCAGGAUUUCAUUGUUGUGGAAUCUCAGGCUGAAGAUCUCCUUGUGGUCCCAAUUGAGGCGCGGCGCCCCCCUCCAGUCUUAACUUUGUCAAGAGUUCUGGAUUGUGGAUAUUGUCUGGUUGGAGGUGUUAAGUUUGUGGAGUUUUUAUGUCAAAAUGUUGGUCUAAGUCCUGGAACCUUCUGCGUAAUUCCUAAACACCAGUGGCCAGCCUCUAAUCUCAGGUCUGUGUCCAAAACUCUGUUUACUGAGCAACCACCCUUUGCAGUCAACCCAUCACUCUUUUCUCUUCAACCCGGAGAAACCACUGUAGUCGAGGUUGUUUUCUUUCCGACCACUGUUGAAAGAACCUGUCAAGUCUUCACUAUCGUGUGUGAUAACUGCCAGGUGAAAGACAUUUGUGUACAAGGGGAAGGCCAGUUGAUUGCCCUGGAACUGAUUUCCGUAUCUGGAGACAGGGACAUUCCCUCUGCAGGAAAGCUGCAUGACCUCACAGCUGAGCACUUUGUGCAAUUUGGUCCAUGUAAUCCGAACUCCCUACAACAGAAGAAGAUUGUUGUCAGAAACAAUGUCCACCUGGAGCUGCCUUUUCAUUGGCAGAUGGUGAAGCCCAACCUGCAGCCCCUCCCAUCAGGAGAAGACACUGAGGCCUCGCAUGGAGAGUUUCUCCAGGACACAGAUGAUACUUUCCAUGUUAGUCCUGAAUCUGGGCUGUUGGGCCCAUGCCAGGACCAUGUGUUUUUGGUCACAUUCUGGCCUAGAGAGCUGAAAGAUUAUCACAGUGUUUGCCAUUUGGUCCUCAUGGAUAUUCCACAGCUGCAAUCAGACUCAAGCAUCCAACCUGUGCCCAAUGAAUCCAGUGAUGUCACUGGGAUGGAGAUCGAGGUCAAAGGGUCAACUGAGCCUUACCAAGUCCUGUUUGAGCCCUAUGGUAUUAUCAUACCAGGGGAGCUUCUUAUCUGUACCACAACUCACAAACAAUUCAAGAUGUGGAAUCACAGCAAAACUUCAAUCUCCUUUCAAUGGGAGAGAAUGAACAGUAGCUUUCACAUCAUGGAAGUACAGCCACCUAGUGGUCACAUUGUGGAAAAUGAGUGCUUUGAUUUAAAUUUAAUUGUGACUGGAGGGAAACCAGAAAAGGUGGUGACUAGUCUAAUCUGCCACAUUAAGCACCACUACGAACCAAUCUCUCUACCAGUGGAAGUUUCCUUUAAGGGUCCCACUGUUACCAUCUCUGUGCCGAGUAUUGACUUUGGGCUUGUGCGACUCGGGGAGCAGAGCCAAACCUCUUUACUUCUUUUGAACACCUCACAGCUGGAGGCCUCCUGGGCUCUAGGAGAGACGCCAUUACAUCAGAAAGAGCCCCGUGAGACUCAGAUUUCAGUUGAGCCAAACAGAGGUAUCCUUCCCCCAUUAAGCUCUGGAGUUGUGGAUGUAGUGUUUAGACCAUUCUUCUGCCAGCAACUUCAAACUGAACUGGAGCUGAAUGUGGAGAAUGGAACUGGAUGCCACCUGUCAGUACAAGCCAGUGUGCAGUCCCCACAACUGUGCCUGCUAAACUGUGAGCUGAUCCUCUCUGAACUUUACAUGGGAGUUACUACAGAGGCAACUGUGACACUUUUCAACCAGACACUGCUAGAUUCAAAUUUCAAGUGGAGGCCCCAACUGCAAGGAAAACAAGCAUCAUUAUGUGAGGCCACAUUUGUGCCAAUGUGUGGUACUCUGGGGCCUAAUGCCAGGAUGAAUAUAACAAUUAAAUUCACCCCACACACAGAUCAUGAACUAACUGAGGUUACAGCUCUUUGUGAUAUUGAGGACAUGAAAUCACCGCUUACUCUGAGACUGAAAGCUGCCAGGGCAAAGACUCUUGCUGUGUCUUAUUCUCUGGAUCCUACCAGUUUCCCAUCUGACUGGAGUUCCUCAAAACUUGUACUUAACUUUGGUGAUGACAUUAUUUUGAAGAGAGCUGUUAGUAGACGGUUUAAAAUAACCAAUGAAACGGCAAUUUCAGCCCCUUUCUCCAUUGCCCCUGAGUUUUUCAGUGGUAAAACCACUGACUCAGAUUGCCUAUCACAGAAAAGUUCAGCUCAUGCAAUGAGGCCACUUCAUCCUGCCCAGGCCAAAAAAGUAGAAGAAAAAACAUACAUGGAUUUUGUCAGCAGUCUGCUUGCCAGUGGAAAAGGAGCUGCAUUUUUUGUCAUGCCUGAUAAUGGGAUGUUGGGAGCAUUUCAGACACAGACCGUGGAUGUGACUGCCUACACUGAUAUGUGGGGAGAUUACACAGAUAACCUCAUAUGCAAAGUAGGAGAUCUUGAGCCCACACUUAUUCCUAUGCAGAUGGCAGUGAAAGGAUGUCCACUGUAUUUCCAGAUGACCGGUCCACGUGUAGAUAAUCAAAAUGAUGGUCCAAUAAUAAGGUUUGGCACCCAUGUAUCUGGUGGUGACACAGUUUCCCGUUCUCUUCACAUUAACAAUCCCACCACUUUUGAUAUUCGCUUGGAUUGGAAAACUUAUAACAUAGAUAAGAAUGAUGAUAAGCUGGUGGAUCUUGUGGUCACAUAUGGAGAAGCCUUUCCUGUUAAAGAUAUAGACGGCAAUGUGGUGUCUAUCGGACCAAGAGCCUGUGACAGGGAUCAAGCAUCAGACUGUGUGCUAACAGCAACCUCAUCCCUCCAAAGCCUGAUAACUUCUAUUGCAGAGGAGGAAGAAUGUCUAGCUGAGGAGGACUCUGAGAGCACGCUGGCCUGUUCACAUCCGUAUCAUGCAGAGAAGAAUCUAAUUUCAGUUCGAAUUAGGCCUCAUGUUGGGAAUCUAUCUGACUACCCAUACUGCAUCACUCCCCAACAAGUAGUUAUACCAGCAAAAGGAAGCAGGACAAUUUGUGUAUCUUUCACCCCACUCACGGGCUCUUCUGAAUCUAAAUGUGUGGGCAAGGCACUGGGUUUUAUAAGUCUAGACUCUAAGACAGCGAUAUGUGUGCCAGGUAAAGUUGGUCGUGUCCACGGUUUGGACUUGGAGCCUGUCAGAAUGUAUCUACAGGCAGUCGUUAAACCUGCCAAGCUGGUGGUACAGAUGGAUGAAGAUGAGGAGUUUCGUGUCUCAGCCAGUGAUUUAGUGAAACAAGAAUCUAACACAGAGCAAACACGUGAAUUUGACAUAAGCAAGAGCUUCAGGCUACACAACACCUUAGAGACGCCUCUGCAAUUUACGCUGAAGACACAGCCUCCGUUUUUAGUCCUCACGUCUCAACCCAAAACCCGCUCUAGUCCCUCCAGCAACCCCUCCACUGGUGACGGCAGCUAUGUGAUGUUACAACCACAACGAAGUAUGAAGGUGAAGGUUGCGUUCCACUGCUCUUUUGCCCUCAUGGACUUUGUGGAUUUAACAGAUGAUGAAAUGCCAGAGUUUGUAAAAAUAAUCAAGAAUUCAAAAGGAGAAAGGAGCUUGAGGUUUCACCAAACACUAAAUAUUCACUACAUCAAUGGUAGCACACAGACUGUGCCUCUUUUGGCCUACUUGGAUAUUGCUUCUCUAAGCUUGUCAAAUGAUAGUCUUGACUUUGGAUUCUGUGAUGUGGGCACAACACAAACGAAGGAAGUGAAAUUGUUCAACGUUGGAGCUAAGACCUUUUGGAACUCAGUUAUAAAGUCUGACAAAGAGGACUCGCACAUCUUUUGUGUAACACCUGAUUUCGGAGUCCUAAAAUCCAAAGACCUUAACUCUUCACGGCUCUGCCAAUGUCUGCAAGUCAGCUUCACACCUAGUGAGGACAGAGACUACAAAGCUGUGGCUGUUAUCCGCUCUCCUUUUGUGAAGACACCUCUCUUUAUCCAUUUGCAUGGCACUGGGUCCUUUAAUAGGCCAGAUCAGCUAUGAACUACUCAAACUCACUGUGUGCAUAUGACAUGUUUUUAUGUUUAUGUAUUGUUACUUGGUUUGGGUAAGAUGGUACCAUGCUUGCGGUAAACAUUUAGCUUUACAUCAGUCAAAUGGCAGUUUGUGGAAAAAGUUGAGAAGAAAAAUGCAAAAAAGCAGGAAGUAAUGGAAUAUCUAUACCUAUGUCAUCAAUAUGCAAGGAAUGCAUUUUUUCUAGCAGUUAAGUUAAACCUUAAUUUAAUAAAAUAAAAGUGUUGUCAUUUA
This is a messenger RNA of Boleophthalmus pectinirostris (great blue-spotted mudskipper), 5675 nucleotides long. RefSeq names its product DLEC1 cilia and flagella associated protein (gene dlec1). Bases 411 to 5411 code for a protein of 1666 amino acids. Gene Ontology annotation, biological process: negative regulation of cell population proliferation. The transcript is spliced from 40 exons. NCBI's taxonomy places the organism in Eukaryota, Metazoa, Chordata, Actinopteri, Gobiiformes, Gobiidae. The record is from RefSeq and is a predicted model, not a curated record.